AUGGGUUUGCUUUGGAAUAUCGCCUACUACAGCUGCCAUCCCAUACAGCUGAGGUCCAUUCUCCAAUGGAAAGUAUGGCACAAUCCUCCGCACGAACGGGAUGCGUCGCAGGACCCAGAGACACGCAAAAAGAGCUUCCACUUCCUUAAAUUGACCAGCCGGAGCUUUUCGGCUGUCAUCAUGGAGCUGCAUCCGGAGAUGCUGGUUCCCAUUGCUGUCUUCUACCUCGUCUUGCGUGGACUCGAUACCAUUGAAGAUGACACCUCGGUGCCUCUGGAUGUAAAAGAGCCGCUUCUACGUGAUUUCAAAAAUAUCAUCGAGAAAGACGGCUGGAACUGGAAUGGCAACCGCAAAGAGGAAAAGGACCGCCAGCUCCUUGUCGAGUUUGAAAAUGUUAUCGCCGAGUACAAAUCCCUGAAACCGGCGUACCGUGCGAUCAUUAAAGACAUGACGAAUAAAAUGGGCAACGGCAUGGCUGACUUUGUCGUCAAGGCUGCCAGCGAUGGCAUCAGCGUGCAGAAAAUUGAAGAAUAUGAUCUGUACUGCUACUAUGUUGCCGGUCUUGUCGGCGAAGGCUUAACCCGCCUAUUUGUCGAAGCCAAGUUCGGCAACCCCGCACUGCUGUCUCGCCCCAAACUGCACAAAUCGAUGGGUCUUUUCCUGCAGAAGAUCAACAUCAUCCGUGAUGUGCGUGAAGAUCAUGACGAUAACAGGCAUUUCUGGCCCAAAGAAAUUUGGUCCAAGCAUGUCGACCAGUUUGAAGAUCUCUUCAAUCCCAAGUACAAAGAAGCUGCGCUGAACUGCAACUCGGAGAUGGUUUUGAAUGCUCUGGAGCAUGUUGAAGACUGCAUUUUCUACCUUGCUGGCCUCCGCGAGCAAAGUGUGUUUAACUUUUCCGCUAUUCCGCAGGCCAUGGCCAUUGCGACUCUGGAGCUUUGCUUCCGCAAUUACUCUAUGUUUCAACGCAAUGUCAAAAUUACCAAAGGUGAUGCUUGCCAAUUAAUGAUUGAGUCUACACAAAAUUUGCAAGUGCUUUGCAACACGUUUCGCACUUAUGCCCGCCGGAUACACCAGAAAAACACACCCAAGGAUCCCAACUUUGUGAAGAUCAGUAUUGCCUGUGGCAGUAUUGAGAAAUUCGUCGAGACGCUCUUCCCAUCGCAGCAGAUCGAGGACGCCCAGCGAAAGGUCGCUGGAGAGGUGUCAAAGGAGGAUGAGGAGGCCAAGAAACGACAACAGGAGUCCUGGGAUGACAUGAAAGUGAUGUUCGCCAUCAUGGGCGCUAUGGUCCUUAGUAUCUCAGUAAUCCUGUUUUUCAUUGCCUGGAUGUUGGGUGCCAGAUUUGAUUUGGCUAUUCAAGAGCUCAGGAAGGGCAACUUUAGGCCACCCAACAAAAUCAAGCACUCCGAACUAUAG
Molecule: messenger RNA, 1416 nt
Organism: Talaromyces rugulosus
Lineage: Eukaryota; Fungi; Ascomycota; Eurotiomycetes; Eurotiales; Trichocomaceae
Exons: 4
Coding region: 1-1416 (471 amino acids)
Biological process (GO): ergosterol biosynthetic process; farnesyl diphosphate metabolic process
Cellular component (GO): endoplasmic reticulum membrane
Molecular function (GO): squalene synthase [NAD(P)H] activity
Source: RefSeq, a predicted model, not a curated record